Messenger RNA from Emiliania huxleyi CCMP1516, 639 nucleotides. RefSeq lists its product as hypothetical. Lineage: Eukaryota; Haptophyta; Isochrysidales; Noelaerhabdaceae. Gene Ontology annotation, molecular function: iron ion binding; oxidoreductase activity, acting on paired donors, with incorporation or reduction of molecular oxygen; heme binding. The transcript is spliced from 3 exons. The record is from RefSeq and is a predicted model, not a curated record. The coding region runs from base 1 to 639 and encodes 212 amino acids.
AUGAAUUGCGCACCAAAGGCGGGACGCCGGGCGGCCGCAAUCAUGGGCCGGCUGCUUCGACGUCAGAGCUCCGUGGCUCAGGCACCUGGCCUCCGAUCAUAUCCUGUCAUUGGCAGUAUGCUCAACCUCCCGGCAGAGAACGUGUGGCAUCUGCAGCGGCGGGCGGCGCGCGCGAAUGCGCCGGACAUUUAUUUGAUGUUCGCAAACGGCUACUCCAAAAUGGGCCAUUUCUAUACGAUGGGGUUUCCUGGCGUCGGAGAAGGUGUGCACGGCACCAUCUACAUCUGCUCCGACCCGGAGGAGUACCGGAUGCCCGGCGCAGACGAGCCCGGCGGCGCCACGCGUGGCGCGCUAAACAUCUUCGGGCACGGCGAGGCCUGGCGGCAGGAGCGCAUGUUCUUCCAGCAAGACCUGCAGACGCCAAAGGCCGCACGAGGAUACAUCCCGGGGCUCGCCAAGGCGGCACAGCUUGCGAGCCGGGGCGCUCCGGCCUGCGCCGACUCGAUGGACAGCUUCGCAGCCCGCAGCAGCUUCGACCUCUUCACCGCCGCGUUCUUUGGGCAGCUGAUCGAGUCGGCCGACCCCGCGACGCCAUCCCUGCCGGGCAACCUCGAGUUUGCGGAGGCGACAGACAGAUGA